AUGGCUUUCAGAGCCACCCCUGGCCCGACGCCGCCGGGCCCCGCACCCGGGAUGCCCUCGGCCAGCUUCCCCAGCCCGCAGGCCCCAAUGCCGGGGCCUCGAGGUCUCGAGGAAGAGGAGGAGGACGAGGAGCCGGCCGAGGUCCACCUGUGCGUGCUGUGGAGUUCGGGCUCUCUGGGCAUUGCUUACUAUGACACUAGUGACUCCACUGUCCACUUCAUGCCAGAUGCCCCAGACCACGAGAGCCUGAAGCUUCUCCAGAGAGUUCUGGAUGAAGUCAACCCCCGGUCUGUCAUUACAAGUGCCAAACAAGAUGAGACUAUGGCUCGGUUUCUGGGGAAGCUUGCCUCCCAGGAGCAGAGAGAGCCAAAGAGACCCGAAAUCGUACUUUUGCCUAGCGUGGAUUUUGGUCCAGAGAUAAGCAAACAGCGUCUCCUUUCUGGAAACUACUCCUUCAUCCCAGAGUCUAUGACUGCUACUGAGAAAAUCCUUUUCCUCUCUUCCAUUAUUCCCUUUGACUGUGUUCUCACGGUCCGGGCACUUGGAGGACUGCUCAAGUUCCUGAGUCGGAGAAGAGUUGGGGUCGAACUGGAAGAUUAUAACGUCAGCGUACCUAUCCUGGGAUUUAAGAAGUUUGUAUUGACCCAUCUGGUGAGCAUAGAUCAAGACACUUACAGCGUUCUGCAGAUCUUCAAGAGCGAGUCUCACCCCUCCGUGUACAAAGUAGCCAGCGGACUGAAGGAAGGGCUCAGCCUCUUUGGAAUCCUCAACAGAUGCCGCUCUAAGUGGGGACAGAAGCUGCUCAGGCUAUGGUUUACCCGUCCAACUCAGGAGCUAAGAGAACUCAAUUCCCGUCUGGAUGUCAUUCAGUUUUUCCUGAUGCCUCAGAAUGUGAACACGGCUCAGAUGAUGCAUCGUCUCCUGAGCCACAUCAAGAACGUGCCUCUGAUUCUGAAGCGCAUGAAGCUGUCCCACACCAAGGUCAGUGACUGGCAAGUCCUCUACAAGACUGUGUACAGUGCCCUGGGCCUGAGGGAUGCCUGCCGCUCCCUGCCCCAGUCCAUCCAGCUUUUUCGGGACAUUGCCCAGGAGUUCUCCGAUGACCUGCACCACGUCGCCAGCCUCAUUGGGAAAGUGGUAAACUUUGAGGAGAGUCUUGCUGAAAACCGCUUCACGGUCCUCCCGAACAUCGAUCCUGAGAUAGACGCGAAAAAACGAAGGCUGAUGGGCCUUCCGAGUUUCCUCACCGAGGUUGCUCAGAAGGAGCUGGAGAAUCUGGACGCCCGCAUUCCUUCCUGUAGUGUCAUCUACAUCCCUCUGAUUGGCUUCCUUCUUUCCAUUCCCCGCUUGCCUUUUAUGGUGGAGACCAGUGACUUUGAGAUUGAGGGACUAGACUUCAUGUUUCUCUCAGAGGACAAGCUGCACUACCGCAGCACGCGAACCAAGGAGCUGGACGCACUGCUGGGGGACCUGCACUGCGAGAUCCGGGACCAGGAGACCCUGCUGAUGUACCAGUUGCAGUGCCAGGUGCUGGCGCGGGCGUCUGUCUUGACGCGGGUACUGGACCUUGCCUCUCGCCUUGAUGUCCUACUGGCUCUUGCCAGUGCUGCCCGGGACUAUGGCUACUCAAGACCCCACUACUCUCCCCGAAUCCACGGGGUACAAAUCAAGAAUGGCAGGCAUCCUCUGAUGGAACUGUGUGCACGAACCUUUGUGCCCAACUCCACAGACUGUGGUGGGGACCAAGGGAGGGUCAAAGUCAUCACUGGACCCAACUCCUCAGGGAAAAGCAUAUACCUCAAACAGGUAGGCUUGAUCACGUUUAUGGCCCUGGUGGGCAGCUUUGUGCCAGCAGAGGAGGCUGAAAUUGGAAUAAUCGAUGCCAUCUUCACCCAAAUUCAUAGCUGUGAAUCCAUCUCCCUCGGUCUCUCCACCUUCAUGAUUGACCUCAACCAGGUGGCGAAAGCCGUGAACAAUGCCACCCAGCAGUCCCUGGUCCUCAUUGAUGAAUUUGGGAAGGGAACCAAUACGGUGGACGGGCUGGCACUUCUGGCUGCUGUGCUCCGGCACUGGCUAGCCCUGGGACCCAGCUGCCCCCACAUCUUUGUGGCCACCAACUUCCUGAGCCUGGUUCAGCUGCAGCUGCUGCCACAAGGACCCCUAGUGCAGUACUUGACCAUGGAGACCUGUGAGGACGAGGACGACCUUGUCUUCUUCUACCAGCUUUGCCAAGGUGUUGCCAGUGCCAGCCAUGCCUCCUACACAGCUGCCCAGGCCGGACUUCCUGACCAGCUCGUUGCUCGUGGCAAAGAGGUCUCAGACCUGAUCCGCAGUGGGAAACCUAUCAAACCUGUAAAUGAGCUUUUGAGGAGGAACCAGAUGGAAAAUUGCCAGGCACUGGUGACUAAGUUUCUGAAGCUGGAUCUGGAAGAUCCCACCCUGGACCUGGGCAUCUUCAUGAGUCAGGAAGUGUUACCAGCGGCCACCACCAUCCUUUGA
This is a messenger RNA of Microtus oregoni (creeping vole), 2499 nucleotides long. RefSeq names its product mutS homolog 5 (gene Msh5). Gene Ontology annotation, cellular component: nucleus. The transcript is spliced from 24 exons. Gene Ontology annotation, molecular function: ATP binding; ATP-dependent DNA damage sensor activity; mismatched DNA binding. Bases 1 to 2499 code for a protein of 832 amino acids. Gene Ontology annotation, biological process: mismatch repair; chiasma assembly. The record is from RefSeq and is a predicted model, not a curated record. Lineage: Eukaryota; Metazoa; Chordata; Mammalia; Rodentia; Cricetidae.